This is a messenger RNA of Equus quagga, 991 nucleotides long. It is a transcript of the gene EBPL, whose product is annotated as EBP like. Gene Ontology annotation, cellular component: membrane; endoplasmic reticulum. Gene Ontology annotation, biological process: sterol metabolic process. Bases 56 to 703 code for a protein of 215 amino acids. NCBI's taxonomy places the organism in Eukaryota, Metazoa, Chordata, Mammalia, Perissodactyla, Equidae. The record is from RefSeq and is a predicted model, not a curated record. The transcript is spliced from 4 exons. Gene Ontology annotation, molecular function: cholestenol delta-isomerase activity.
GGGCGGGCUCUCCUUUCCUGGCCCGAGAAUUGGCAGCCAAGCCGGAGCCGGCUGCAUGGACGCGGGCUGGGAGCCGGGGGCGGUGGGCGCCUCGCUGCUGCUGUGCGCCGCGCUGCUGGGGGCGGGCUGCGCGUUGGGCCUGCGCCUGGGCCGCGGGCGGGGGGCGGCGGACCGCGGGGCGCUCGCCUGGCUCUGCUACGACGCCCUGGUGCACUUCGCACUGACCCAAAUGGACAAUAAGAGAGAAUUCACUCAGCGUGUCACCGAGAGCCAGGAGGACACCAGAGCUGGCAUUUUGAUGGCUGGUCAUUCACCAGAAGGGCGGAAAGAAUAUGGCAAAGCUGAUGCAAGAUGGCUUUAUUUUGAUCCAACCAUUGUGUCUCUGGAAAUGCUGACCGUUGUCGUGGAUGGGUCUCUGGCAUUGGUCCUCAUUUAUGCCAUAGUCAAAGAGAAAUAUUACCGGCAUUUCAUCCAGAUUACCCUGUGCGUGUGUGAAUUGUAUGGCGGGUGGAUGACCUUCGCCCCAGACUGGCUUAUGGGAAGCCCCAACCUCAACACCAACAACUGGCUCUACUUUUGGGUCUAUCUGGUAUUUUUCAAUAGUGUAUGGGUCCUGAUCCCAGGACUCUUACUGUGGCAGUCGUUGGUAGAACUCAAGAAAAUGCAUUUCAAAGGAACCAGUUCAAGGAAAAAGUUUCAGUGAGUUUUCAAAAUCAUAAACAAUAAUUAUCUUGCUUUAUGAGCCAGAAUAGAUCAAACCUUUUUGUUUGGCCAAAUGUAAUACAUUCCAGCCUACAUUUUCUUUUUAUAUUGUUGUUCCUGAACAAGUUAUUUCAAAUUGAUUGUAAGGUGGCAAGUUUUAUUGUUGUUUUUUUCCAAUUAAAUGGCAAUGUAGGGAAUAAAUUUUAAUUUGUAAUAAUAACACAUUUAAUUAUACAUUUUUAUGGCUAGUAUUAAUUGUUCCACAUUAAUAAAGCCUAUUAUCAUAAAA